AUGCUGCACCACAGCCGCCGGCGCAUCGACCUGGGCGCGGUGCUCUCGGCCCUGGGCCUGGUGGCCUCGCUGCCGCUGGCCGCCUACGCCGCCUCGAUCGGCACGGGCCAGGGACCCCAGAUCCAGCUGACCGUCGGGCAGGGCCUGCUCGACCGCAGCACCGACGGACGCCUCGUCGUCCUCUUCUCGCCCGCCGGUAGCGACCCGCUCGACGACACCGACGUCACGGGCCCCAACGCCUUUUACGGCAAGAACGCCUUCAACCUCACCAGCGGCGCCACCGUCUCUCUCUCGGGCGGCGCCUCGGCCCCCGAGACGGUCGACGUCGACGUGUUUGGCCACCCGCACGCCAGCCUGGCCGACCUGCCCGCGGGCGACUACCGCGUCCAGGCCUUCUUCACCGGCUACGAGACCAUCACCCGCAGCGACGGCUCCACGGUCCAGCUCAACAUCCCCUGCGGCGACGGCGCGCCCAACGUCGACGGCGUCGGCAGCCUCUCGACGCCCGUCCAGGACGUCAAGAUCACGGGCCGCGCCCAGCGCAUCCAGCUCACCUUCAACGCCACCGCACCCAAGCCCGAAGACCUCAACGGCAGCGAGAUCGGAGGGUGCCAGCAGGGCAACUACAAGGACACUGACUCGAUCAAGUACGUCAAGAUCCGCAGCGAGGCCCUCAGCCGCUUCUGGAACCGCGACGUCUUUGUCGGCGCCACCGUCGUGCUGCCGGCGGGCUACGACGCCAGCGACAAGAAGACGCGCUACCCGGUCAUCUACGCCCAGGACCACUGGAACGGCCACCGCGGCGCCUGGGGCUUCCCGGACAACUCGUUUGCCGACGCCUGGCAAAAGGGCGUCAUCCCGGGCAAGGACGGCGCAGCGGACCGGCCGACGCCCAAGUUUAUCCUCGUCACGUUCCGCCACGAGACGGCGCUGUACGACGACUCGUACGCCGUCAACACGGCCAACCUGGGCCCGUGGGGCGACGCCAUCAACGACGAGCUCGUGCCGCGCCUCGACUCGAUGUUCAACACCGUCGCCCAGCCCUACGCGCGCAUCCAGGACGGCGGCUCGACGGGCGGCUGGGAGUCGCUGGCCAACACCGUCUUCCGGCCGGACCUGUACGGCGCGUGCUUCUCCUACUACCCGGACUCGCUCGACUUCCACCGCCACCAGGCCAUCCCGCUCUACGACGGCGGCAACGCCUACCGCCGCGCCAACGGCAGCGCCAUCCCCUCGAUUCGCGACUUCACCGCCGACGGCAAGGAGCAGAUCCUGGCCACCGUCGAGCAGGAGAACCACUGGGAGCUCACGUUUGGCACCUCGACGCGCUCGCGCCUUCAGUGGGACAUCUGGAACGCCGUGUUUGGCGUGCAGGGCGUCAACGGCUACCCGCUCGAGCCGUGGAACAAGGUGACGGGCGAAAUCUAUCCCGAGGCCGUCGAGUACUGGAAGACGAUGGACAUGGCCGCCUACCUCGCCGCCAACUGGAACGGCACGCGCAACCUGGGCGAGGCGCUGCGCGGCCGCAUCCACGUCUCGGUGGGUACAUGGGACGACUACUUCCUCAAUGAGGGCGUCUUGCAGUUCCAGCAGCGCAUCGAGCAGCUCGGCGGCAAGGACUGGGCCGAGGUCACCAUCAUCCCCAAGGCCAACCACGGCGGCUUCUACAAGCGCCUCGACGUCUGGACCUACCUCGAGCUCGUCCAGGACUGGGUGCGCAAGCACGCGCCCGACGGUCCGACGCCCCUCGGCGCCAACCUCACCUCGCCAAAGACGCGGGGCAACCAGUUUGACGAGGUCAUCGAGCGCGGCGGACACGCCGCCGCCCUCGCCCGCCAGGCCGACCCCAAGAUCCUCGGCCGCGGCAGCGACGGCAGCAGCAGCAGCAAGAAGCGCGGGCCCAUCUCGGCCAGCGUCGGAAGGUGGGACCCGGGCGUCAAGCUCGUGGCGCAGUGGAGCGUCAACGGGCGCACCAUGGGCAAGCCCUUUGGCGUCACCUCGGGCCAGGAGGUCGUGUACAAGCCGCAGAACAGCGCCGGCGGCAAGAACCAGCUCGUCCUCAGCGUCACGGGCACCAAGGCGGGCUACAAGCGCGAGACGAGGUCGUCGCCCGCCUUUGCCAUCUAG
Molecule: messenger RNA, 2127 nt
Organism: Pseudozyma flocculosa PF-1
Lineage: Eukaryota; Fungi; Basidiomycota; Ustilaginomycetes; Ustilaginales; Ustilaginaceae
Exons: 1
Coding region: 1-2127 (708 amino acids)
Source: RefSeq, a predicted model, not a curated record